AUGAGACCCAUUCAUAUUAUCAGUGUGGGCCUAGCCUAUGGCGCAACCCCGUCGCUAGCCAGUUCGCUGGAACAUCGAACGUCCUCUGUCGCAGAUACGAAUCUCCUCGACACUCUCUCCAGCGCGGCAAAUGAUCAGGGUGAGUGGGAUCAGGGUGAGCGGAAUGCACUCUCCAAUCUCGUCUCGCAGCUGCAGCAAGUCGGAUCCAUCUUCACUCCGAACACUCCGAACGAAGCGUUGUCAGAUCUCCAGCACAGUUAUGGCUUGAAGGGAUACUCCAACAUCGUGGACAUAGCCUGGGAUAUCACCGCAGCGGGCCUUAUCCCUCCGGAGAUUCUAUCUUUCCUGAACGGGUACACCGACAGCGAGCUAAACUCGCUCGAUAACCAGAACCCGGCCCCCGAGGACGAUAUAUAUCCCAAGAGCAGCGAAGAUGCGCCGUACUCUCUUUCCGAGGAAACACUCCGAUCGGCCAUUCACAUCCCCGAGACCUUCGGCCAUGGGCGCAAUGGUAAGAUCCCCGUCGUUUUGAUUCCCGGCACGGCCAUUCCUUCGGGAACAACCUGGUACUAUUCCUUCAGCAAGCUCGGAGACAGCACCGACGCCGACGUUGUAUGGGUGAACCUGCCACGGGCAUCACUCAACGAUGCACAAGUCAGCGCCGAAUACGUGGCUUACGCAAUCAACUACAUUUCAUCCCUCUGCGGCAAACCAGUUGCGCUGAUCUCCUGGUCCCAGGGGGGACUAAAUACCCAAUGGGCCCUGAAAUACUGGCCAUCAACUCGACCGGCACUGCAAGACUUCAUCGCUAUGAGCCCCGACUUCCACGGCACAAUCGUCGAAGCAGCGAUCUGCCCAGCCCUAACAUACAUAGCCUGCACACCCUCAAUCCUCCAACAGGCCUGGGAAUCCAAUUUCAUCACAACCCUCCGCUCAGACGACGGCGACUCAGCCUACGUCCCAACAACAGUAAUCUACUCAAGCUUCGACGAAAUCGUAGAACCCAUGUCCGGCCCCGAUGCAUCGGCCCUUCUAGGCGACAUGCGCAACGUCGGCGUCACCCUCGCGCACAUCCAGACCGUCUGUGCCGACCAGCCCGGAGGGACCUUUUAUACGCACGAGGGAGUCCUGUACAACCCCCUCGCAUGGGCACUGGCAAUCGAUGCAAUCACGCAUGACGGGCCCGCCAACAUAUCCCGCCUGAAUCUAGGACAAGUGUGUGGAAUGAUUCUGGCGCCUGAGCUGGACUUGCUGGACUUAUUCGGUACCGAGGGCCUUUUGCUCGUUGCGGCGGCGGAGCUAGUAUCUUACAAGCCGCAGGCCGCGCGUGAGCCACCCAUCGCAGGGUACGCGUCGCAUGGAGGCGGGGCGUGA
Penicillium cinerascens is the source of this 1374-nucleotide messenger RNA. Its product is annotated as putative lipase. The record is from RefSeq and is a predicted model, not a curated record. Lineage: Eukaryota; Fungi; Ascomycota; Eurotiomycetes; Eurotiales; Aspergillaceae. The transcript has a single exon. Bases 1 to 1374 code for a protein of 457 amino acids.